Molecule: messenger RNA, 981 nt
Organism: Leishmania mexicana MHOM/GT/2001/U1103
Lineage: Eukaryota; Euglenozoa; Kinetoplastea; Trypanosomatida; Trypanosomatidae
Exons: 1
Coding region: 1-981 (326 amino acids)
Molecular function (GO): ubiquitin protein ligase activity
Source: RefSeq, a predicted model, not a curated record
AUGGAGCACCGACCGCGACCGGAGCUGACGUUUGCGCAGGCGAGGUACGUGAACGCGUCCCACCCAGCGACGGCCACGUUCCCGGCCGCCUGCAACAUCUUCGCGAGCGUGUCGAGCGGCGGCUCGAUGGCGUUGAACCUCCUGCGCGUGGCAGUGCCGGCGUUGGCGUUGGUGAUGCUCAUUCUGUGGAUGGCGCGGUUCGUCGUGAUGCACCUCGAGGCACGGCGGAUGCGGCAGCAAGCAACCCACUGGAGAACGCUGCCGAGUUACGCCGAGGUGCAAGCCAUGGCAGCCGCCCUGCGGCCAACACGUCCAGUUUCGUCGCAAGAGGCAGCAGCGGCUGAAGCUGGAGAUGAGAUGCACUGCAUCAUCUGCUUCUCCUCCACCGUUGACCACCCUGUGGAGCUGCUGCCGUGUGGCCAUCAGAAGUUCUGCGCCCGCUGUCUCGUGCAGAUAUGGCAGUGCACCGGGAUUUACCGGCGGCUUCGGUGCCCGCUGUGCCGAGAACCUGCAGAACUCGUGUGCCCCGUGCCCGUCGCCAACUCGAAGCCCUCUGUCGAUGAUUUGCUGCUCUUGCAGAAGUACAACGGCGGCUUCUGCGGCGCGAAGACGGUGUCACUGCUAGACUGCUGUGUGCUUCGACUGCGCGUCAUUACACACGCGCGUCUGCUGCCUAUCGUUAUCGGGCUCCGCAUCGCGGUUCUCCACGUCACCAUGUUUGCCUACAUGCUCAUGCCGACAAGCCUGACGGAGAUAGUCGAUGGCGCCGCACAGCAGCAGCAGCCGCAGCCGCAGCAAGCCGUGAAGCCCAGCGUGCCCUCGUCGGCCCUCGCCGCCGCGUACGCCAGUGUCGUGCACGUGUUCACCGUUGUCGUGUACGCCGCCGCGAGGUACGCGGACGAUUUCUUUCUCGUCGCCGUCAGCAUCAUUCUUACAGGCCACCUCCUGCAGAGCGCGCUGUUCAAGGAUCUCAAGCUCUAG